Messenger RNA from Dioscorea cayenensis subsp. rotundata (Guinea yam), 1189 nucleotides. RefSeq names its product bifunctional dihydroflavonol 4-reductase/flavanone 4-reductase-like. The transcript is spliced from 6 exons. Gene Ontology annotation, molecular function: oxidoreductase activity, acting on the CH-OH group of donors, NAD or NADP as acceptor. The record is from RefSeq and is a predicted model, not a curated record. Bases 55 to 1053 code for a protein of 332 amino acids. Lineage: Eukaryota; Viridiplantae; Streptophyta; Magnoliopsida; Dioscoreales; Dioscoreaceae.
CUCUCAUAGAAUUUUUGGUAUACUUACAUUUCCUUGAAAAUUAAGAAAGAAGUAAUGGCUGCUGAAAAGGGAUGUGUGUGUGUGACAGGAGCUUCAGGAUUCAUUGGUUCAUGGCUUACCAUGCAGCUGCUUCAGCAAGGCUACUCAGUUAAUGCCACUGUCCGUGAUCCAAAGAACAUGACAAAGGUGAAGCACUUAUUGAAGCUGCCUGGAGCAGAUGAAAGGUUAAGACUUUACAAGGCUGAUUUGUCUGAUGAAGGAAGCUUUGAUGAAGCCAUUAAUGGCUGUGUUGGUGUCUUCCAUGUUGCCACACCUAUGGAUCUCCAAGUUAAGGAUCAUGAGAAUGAGUUGAUUAAGCCAACCAUUGAAGGAGUAGUGAAUUUGCUGAAGUCUUGCCUCAAGGCAAAGACUGUGAAGAAGGUUGUGUACACUUCCACUGCAGGCACUGUCAACAUGCAACCAAUCAGAAAGUCUGUUUAUGAUGAAACUUCAUGGACUGAUACUGAGUUCUGCAAGACUGUCAAGAUGACUGCUUGGACUUAUUUUUAUGCGAAGACGAUAGCAGAAAAAACCGCUUUCGAAUUCGCCGAGAACAAUGGCUUAGAUCUUAUUAGUGUUAUUCCUACGCUUGUUAAUGGACCAUUCCUCAUGUCUACUAUGCCUCCAAGCAUGCUUACAGCACUUGCAUUGAUAACAAGGAAUGUGCCAUUUUACUACAUACUAAAUCCUAUACAAUUUGUUCAUUUGGAUGAUUUAUGCCGUGCGCAUGUGUUCUUAUUUGAGCAUCCUGAGGCAAAAGGAAGAUAUAUUUGCUCUUCUCAUGAUGUUACCAUAACUGAACUUGCUGACUUACUAAGAAAAAAAUAUCCAGAAUACGAAAUUCCUAUUGAAUUCGAAGGCAUUGAUAAAGUUAAUGAUGUUAUAAAAUUUUCAUCGAAGAAACUUAUGGACUUGGGGUUCGAGUUUAAGUACAGUUUGGAGGAUAUGUACGAUGGAGUUUUCCAAAGUUGUAAGGAGAAGGGAUUGCUCCCACCUCUACCAAAGAAAAUCUAGUAAUAUAGAAAAAUAUGAAGCAAUAUAUAAUAGGAGGCAUGGGAUGACUAGAAAUAUCACAAUUCACAAAUUUUCGUAUUAUUGUUUGUAACUUGAUGAUUUUCUUAAUAUACUUUUUAAAAUAUUUGUGAGUGAA